Messenger RNA from Sabethes cyaneus, 1701 nucleotides. RefSeq names its product D-aspartate oxidase (gene Daao1). NCBI's taxonomy places the organism in Eukaryota, Metazoa, Arthropoda, Insecta, Diptera, Culicidae. The record is from RefSeq and is a predicted model, not a curated record. Bases 494 to 1498 code for a protein of 334 amino acids. The transcript has 5 exons. Gene Ontology annotation, molecular function: FAD binding; D-amino-acid oxidase activity.
ACACAUAAUUUUGCGCUUAAUUUGAAACUUUGACACGAAAAUUUCAUCUAUAGUAACGAAAAUUAACAAACACUUUCAGAAUGACGACAUUGAAUGAAACAAGAAAGCACCACCGGUUGUUACGUGUCCGGCAGUUUAUUCUAUAUUUACUGUCUAUCAGCUGGCACGACGGGUCAGCCAGCAGCUCUAUUAUUUGUGCGCACUUGCUUUUGCGAGGAAACAUCGGCCGGCUCAAGAAAGACACGUCGACGCACGCGGUGAAUAAUUAUGUUCCGUCCUGCCAUUCAUGGUUGGGCAGUGAGAUAAUCAAUCAACCGAGGAGGACGCGAACUGCGUGAGCAAAAAAGAAAUGUGCAAAUAGCGGUAAAAGUGGUAAAGAACCUAGGAGAUGGGCGGCGUAGCGGAAAAGUGUCUAGAGUAGUGCCACUUUCCUUCCAUUGAAUGGGGUGCUAGUAAUACUCGAGACAGGUCACCAGUGCAGUAGUGGUACGCGAUGCAGCUGUGCGUGAUUGGUGCUGGGGUGGUUGGUCUUACCACCGCCUUAGAGUUGCAGAAGGAAUAUCGAAAUGCGACCGUUACAAUUGUGGCAGAUCGUUUUGAGCAGGACACCUGUAGCGACGUGGCAGCCGGGUUGUUUCGCCCGGGAACAAGUUUCUGCGGACCGACCGAGGAUAUCACUAGGAAAUGGAUAUCCGAUGCUUAUCGUUACUGGGAUGAUAUCAGAAAAACAGAGGAUGCUUCCGACGCUGGAGUGGCACAACUUUCUGGAUAUAUUUUCUCCAGCACAGACCCUGCGAUUGUUAGGAAUCAUUACAUCGAGAAAGUGCUUCCGUUGUAUCGACCAGUAACCGAACAAGAGCUGACGCUUUGCCCAGGUGAAUGGAAGUACGGAUCGUUCUUCACGACAGUUCUAACCGAAUGCCGUUUAUUCCAACCAUGGGCCACUAAAAGAUUUUUGCGUCAGGGCGGUCGAAUUGUUACCGAAAACCUGGAGGGUUUCCACAGAUUGACCGGUAAAUUCAGCGCGGUUGUCAAUUGUUCUGGCCUGGGGGCUAAGAAGUUGUGCAAUGAUUACAAACUCGUUCCGAUCCGAGGACAAGUUAUCAAAGUCAAAGCUUCCUGGGUCAAAACGGCUUUCUAUGCGGACUACGACACCUACAUUAUACCCGGAUUCCAAGGAGUCACCCUAGGUGGAUGUCGCAAUUUUGACAGCUAUAAUACGAACUUAUGUCGGCAUGAUUCAGCAGCAAUAAGGGAACGUUGUGAGGCACUGUUACCUAGCUUAAAGGGAGCACCCGUCAUAAGGGAGGCCGUUGGAUUGAGACCUCACCGAGACCCGGUUCGGGUAGAGCCUGAAUGGAUGCAAUUCCCCAGCGGAACACUGAAAGUUAUCCACAACUAUGGUCACGGAGGUUAUGGAGUAACUACGGCUCCCGGAACUGCAAUUUAUGCUACACAAUUACUAACUGAUUUACUGAAAAGCAAUAGUAAAUUGUGAAUUUCUUCCAUCAAGUAAAUAUUUUUACUUUCGAAACAAAUAAAAUAAAUAGUAUAUAUAUUUUUGGAUAACAAUCUUAAGCAAGAUUUAAGCAAAUUGUAAUGGUAAUUGCGAAAUACAUUCCAAAUGUACCGGAAUAAUGAAUCUAAGCCAACUUUCGUUGAUUGUAAGCAGUGGGUACCAUACAAUUCUCCUAGUGUUAU